AUGACACAGGAGCACUACAGAACUGUGAUAUCGUGGAUUUCCGUGCCCCUAUACAGUGGUGGGCGCAGUGACGAUGGUAAUGUUACACCACGCUUACUCUAUAAAUACCUGCCAGUUCUAAGCGAAGGCAGGCUGGCGGUGAGCGAGGAGCUGGACGGGGCCGAGCUGGCGGCGCUCAAGUUCCUCAGCCGGGAGCACGUCCCCCGGAGKAGGCUGGAAGCCGCCCGGAGCCCGCACGACUUGUUCGAGGCGUUGGAGGAGAAGGGCGUGCUGGAGGCGGGGAACCUGGCCUUCCUCAGGGAGCUGCUCUACCGCAUCGGGCGCAUCGACCUCCUGGUUGCCCACCUGGGCUGCAGCCGGGAGCAGGUGGAGAGGGAGCUGCGGGCGCCGGGAGGGGCGAGGGUUCCGCCCCUCAGAUACUUGCUCUUUGAGCUGUCUGAAGACAUCACCGAAGAUGAGCUGAUGGCUUUCAAGUUACUUUUGGUCGAAGAAUUACCAAAAAGCAAGCUGACCCCUGAGACUACAAUGCUCGACAUUUUCACUGAGAUGGAGAAGAAAGGUCUUCUGGGAAAAGACAAUCUAAGUAUGCUGAAGCGUCUCUGCGAAGGAGUUAACAUCAGCCUGUGGAACAGAAUUGAAGAUGGAUUAAAACCAUUUGGUCAAGAAGAGAUGCUCAUCACAGAGGAAGAGAGGAGCAGCACAGGAGGCCCUGAGUGGCACCCGGUGUCAUCUGGAGCACCUGAUCCUCCUGGCAGUUUUCAUGACACUUCCCUGCAGCUGGAAGCUUACAGAAUGACCAGCCGACCCUGUGGAGUGUGCCUGAUCAUGAAUAAUCACAAUUUUGCAAAAGCYAGGGAAGGAGUGCUGGAACACAAACAUAUGAAGGAUCGGAAUGGGACAGAYGUGGAUGCAGCGGCUCUGAGGAAUGUCUUUAGCAAGCUUCAUUUUAGAGUAGARGAAUACAGAGACCUCACUGCAGAAGACAUCCGUAAGACUGUGAACAUCUUCCGGAGUGAAGACCAUGAGGAUAAAGACUGUUUUGUUUGCUGUAUUCUGUCUCAUGGGAAAAAAGGCAUUAUCUAUGGUGUUGAUGGAGAGGAAGUACCGAUCCGGGAACUGACUACUGCUUUCACCGUACGGAAUUGCAGCUCACUUGCUGGAAAACCAAAAGUCUUUUUUAUUCAGGCCUGCCAAGGUGAUGCUUUCCAUAAAGGUGUGACCAUUGAAACAGAUGCUGGAGAGCAAGAUUCUUCUGUAGAGCGAGCUGCAAGGUUUCAGCUGGACUGCCUCCCCCCAGAGGCAGAUUUCCUCCUGGGCAUGGCAACCCUGCAGGAUUACGUCUCCUACAGAAGUCCCAGGGAGGGGACCUGGUACAUACAGGCACUGUGCCAGCACUUGGAGUACAGCUGUCCUCGAGGGGAAGAUGUUCUCACCAUCCUGACAGCAGUAAAUCAAGAAGUGAGCAGAAAAACUAGUGAGCGGGAUGCGAAGAAGCAGAUGCCACAGCCCAGUUUCACACUGAGGAAAAGGCUCAUCUUUCCUCUCAACUAA
Malurus melanocephalus (red-backed fairy wren) is the source of this 1551-nucleotide messenger RNA. RefSeq names its product caspase-8-like. Gene Ontology annotation, molecular function: cysteine-type endopeptidase activity; protein binding. The record is from RefSeq and is a predicted model, not a curated record. Gene Ontology annotation, biological process: proteolysis; regulation of apoptotic process; apoptotic process. NCBI's taxonomy places the organism in Eukaryota, Metazoa, Chordata, Aves, Passeriformes, Maluridae. The transcript has 8 exons. Bases 1 to 1551 code for a protein of 516 amino acids.